GCAGGUGGGCGGCCCCGAUCCGAGCUGACAGCGGCUGGGGCGGAGGGUGGGGGGCUGCACCGGGGCGGCCGCCGCCUCUUCUCAUGGACCUGUCCAGGUGCCAGCCCUCGCCGCCGCUUGGAUGCUGAUGUGAGGCAGCCCAGGGGGGUGUCCUGAGCUCCCGCGCUGCCCCCCCUCCCAGCUCCAGCCCCCCCAGAUGCAUUCGCUGCUGGAUCGCAAGAAGAAAGCAGGCAGCUGCGUGGAUGCUGGGCUGGAGCUGCCGGCUGCAGGUUCCCUUCCCCAGCCUCAGAGGAUGUUCAGCUGCGUGGGCUGCUUCUGGGUCCUCCUAUCCUCCUGCCUGGUGGCCGUCUGCAGCUUCAGCUUCCUCUCCCCUGCCUGGAUCGUGAAGGAGCAUCACCUCCAAGCCCACGGCGGGGUCAGCUUCGGCUUGCUGUGGCACUGCUCCGAGACGCUGGAGCAGAUGUACAGCUGCUACACCUUCGGGGGCCUGGGCAAGUUCCACGAGAUCCCCUCCAGCGCCUGGCAGACGAGCGCAGUGCUGUGUUCUGGAGGCUGUGCUCUCUUGGCCAUCAGCUGCCUGCUGGCGAUCAUCGCUAUAUUCCUGCCCAGCGGGCUCUGUGAGAGACGAGUGUGCACCCUGGCUGGCUACAUGCAGACAGCAGCGGUAUUCAUCAUGGCAUUUGGACUUUUGGUUUAUCCUUUUGGCCUCAGCUCUGCUACAAUGAAGAAAUUCUGUGAGAAUUCAAGCAUAUACAAUGCAGGAGACUGCCAGAUUGGAUGGGGGUACAUGUUGGCAAUUGUUGGAGUCAUGUUAUCUGUCUUUUUACCAUUCUUUGCAAAAUAUGCACCAAAAGAGUACAUAUCUCCAACUCCAAUACCUACUAUUUUAUAGUAUUUUAUUAGUAUUUAACAGCAAAACAUUCCUGUUAAUCAAUGGGCAGAAAGUAUUAUAGCACUUCCUUUUAGCAUUAUGGCUAAAAAAAAAAAAAAUAGAGGGAGAGAGAGGGUCAGAUCACAGAGACCAAAAGUGCACUGAUAGUCUUCCGUAAGCAUGAGAAGCUAACACUCUGGAAUUGAAAUAAAACUAAUUAGCAGCCUUUAUGCUGCUCUAAACUUAUAAUGGCUUAAUGCCUUAGUCAAAAAAUCUGUUUAUCCUCAAAACAUCUGUCUACCUCCCAAACAGUUUCUUUUAUGUCUCAAAACAGUAAAUCUGUUAAAAGCCUCAGUUCUCUUUUAAUGUCUCUUUUUUAAAUGUCAGAAUUUUUAUGAACCCAAUCAUUUUAAAUCUGAUAAUGAUAUUUUGUUAUAGUUAUUAUGAGUGGGGAAAAAGCCUGCUAGUAACCAGAGCCUAAAAUGAAGCUUACCUAUGAAGAAAGAUGUAUGCAAGUUCUUUUGUUUGUUUGUUUUUAAUCAAUGCAUGUUAGGAUUGUGCCUGAAUAUUGUAGUAUGUAGGCACAUGUUUUAGUACUGGUCUAGCAAUUGGGAAGUAUAGCCUCCACAGUGAUUGCUAUACAUUUUAGCUAAGUUUUUGCUAAAGAGAGCUAACCUUUUCAAAAGGCCCAAUACUAAAAUAGCUUAAAAAAGAGAAGUAUAUUAAAAGAAGUGCAUUUGUUUUACCAUAGUGUUUAAAUUAUGAUUUUGCAUGGAAUUGUAUAUAAUUAUUUAUAGUUUAGGGGGUUUUGUAAGUCUGUAAGGUAAAGACUUCAUUUAUAAAACAUAUGUGUCCAAUGGCAAAAGUACCUGUGGACAUUUCAUCAUGAUGCAAGGCAGAAAGGGCCAGAGUAUGAUGGCCUUACUCAUGCUGACUAGUAUGUUGCUCCAUGAAAUGUGAUUUCUUGUGAAGUAAAAUACUGCUCAAUGUGAGUAUGUGUGGCAGACUUUGACUCAGUAUCAUCCAAUGUAAUGUUGACUAGAAAAGUCACAUCUGAUGGGUAUUUUUUGUGUGAAAUUUAUGAAGUCUAGUUCCAGCAAUGGCAUUUUUGGUUUCAUUACCACCAAGGACUCAAACAAAUGCACCACAUGCCUUAAACAAAAGAAUGAUUGGGUUCUAAUAUUACUCCAUUGCCAUAUUUCUCCUUCAAAAUUAUGGUAAAAUUCCUAUCCAGUACCUAGGUCAUAAGGAUGUUAUUUAUUUUUAAUAUAUACUAGUAAAGAUCUGAACCUCUUAGAUUAUAUUUUAAUACUGAACCUUACUUUUCCGCUUUUUAUUUUGUCCUGUGAACCAACUGAUCAAAUCUAUCAUCUUUGUUUGUUGUAUGCAGUGUUCUUGUAGCCAUUUGGUCCCAGGAUCUUAAAGACAAGGUGCGUGAGGUAAUACCUUUUAUUAACCCACCUUCUGUUGGUAAGAAAGACAAGCUUUCAAGAUUACACAGAGCUUUGG
Molecule: messenger RNA, 2380 nt
Organism: Chelonoidis abingdonii (Abingdon island giant tortoise)
Lineage: Eukaryota; Metazoa; Chordata; Testudines; Testudinidae
Gene: LHFPL7
Product: LHFPL tetraspan subfamily member 7
Cellular component (GO): membrane
Source: RefSeq, a predicted model, not a curated record